Messenger RNA from Zophobas morio, 1304 nucleotides. RefSeq lists its product as uncharacterized. The record is from RefSeq and is a predicted model, not a curated record. Lineage: Eukaryota; Metazoa; Arthropoda; Insecta; Coleoptera; Tenebrionidae. Bases 517 to 1236 code for a protein of 239 amino acids. The transcript is spliced from 4 exons.
UGGUUUUUUAGAUGCCCAGCUGACCUUUUAAUUAUAUUGAGGCAUUUCUGUUUAAGAAAUGGUUAUGGGGUCUACUCUCGAACUUCCCCUGGAAGAGGGAUUCGCGCUUUUCGCGGUGCCUUGUUAGUCAAUGGCCAUCCCUUUAGUACAUCUACUGAUAGAAGAAACAAACAUUUUUAUAAAAACAGAGGCUCAUCCGCGCUACGGGGUAGCAACUUGCGCAGUAUACGCAAAGGGGCCUGGUAUGGAGGAAAGCAGAGUACUUACCAUAAGUUUUUACAUCCUGGAAAGAGAAAUAAUAUUGGCAGAGCCCGUUUUAGGGGCGGACUUGAGAAGUCUACUAAAGUCUGUAGCCCUGUAAACGGCGAACGCAGCCCAUCCGGCGAGAAUCCCGCCAAUAACGGCGAUGUUUCUUUUAACGUGAAUUUUGGUGUUUCCAGCAGUCUAAAUUACGCUUAUGAAUCGGAUGCGGACGAGUCGGUGACAAGAGAUUUUUAUGACGAUUUGGAAUCUAAUAUGAAGCGAACUAAGACGCGAAGAGGGUUAAGAUCCAGAGGAAUGAAAUUUAAGCCCUAUUCUCAAAUGUCUUUUGAGGAGCUGAAGGACAGAUAUCUCCGCGAGCAAGAAAAAGCCACUGCGGUGUUAAAUUAUGAAAUCAAAGCUCAAGAAGGUUCUUAUACUAAACGGUAUAAAGGGAAAAAAAGUGGUGCAGUCUGCCCACGUGCUCCAAAGAACACUACUCAGUUUUUGAUUCACGAGUUUGGCAUUCGGGAUGAAAAAAGUCACGCUCUUAAAGAACAGCGAAGGCUAAUACGCAGGAAGCAACUUUUGGCUCAGCAUGGCGAAAACUACCACAAUGGUGAGCUGACCCCCUAUGGCUUUGAGGUUGAUGAUUUUGAGAAGAUGCUACGGGAAAGUCCCCCCGAAACCGAGCCCGCAGCGGAGCGCAGUGCGGUUCUGCCUUGUGCCAGUAACCUGACACCUGAAGUACCCAAACUUGUCUUUAAUCCCGCCACGCCGUACGGCUUUGAAUGGAGCAGCCAAAGAGAAGCUUCUGGCGAAGGUGCUGCUCCCGACAGCGAGACAAACAAUUCUGUUGAUCUUGAAAGUGUUCUUAUGGCGGAGACUAUUGAGAAAAAAAACAUUGAAAACCUAGAAAAAAAUGUCUUAGUCAAUCUUGUGGUUCAGCUUCGUGAAAAAUUGGAAAAGGAAAAACAGUCAAACUUGAGUUGUUGAUUUCUUAUGACCCUUAAAAGUUAAAUAUUAAAAUUGUUUUGAGGAUUUUAUUGGGAAAAAGAACGAGU